Messenger RNA from Nannospalax galili (Upper Galilee mountains blind mole rat), 1257 nucleotides. RefSeq names its product Wnt family member 3A (gene Wnt3a). Gene Ontology annotation, molecular function: cytokine activity; frizzled binding. Gene Ontology annotation, biological process: cell fate commitment; canonical Wnt signaling pathway; neuron differentiation. Gene Ontology annotation, cellular component: extracellular region. The transcript has 4 exons. Bases 136 to 1194 code for a protein of 352 amino acids. Lineage: Eukaryota; Metazoa; Chordata; Mammalia; Rodentia; Spalacidae. The record is from RefSeq and is a predicted model, not a curated record.
CCGGGAACCCCGCGCACCCCGCGGCCACAGGACGGCCCAGCGCCACUGCUGCCGCGCCACCUCCCUGGGCCGGGCCAGCCCCAGCGCCCGCGCUCUCGGGGCGGACUCCCCGCCCUGCGCGCUCUCCAGCCCGCGAUGGCUACACUCGGAUACUUCUUAGUGCUCUGCAGCCUGAAGCAGGCACUGGGCAGCUACCCGAUCUGGUGGUCCUUGGCUGUGGGGCCCCAGUACUCCUCCCUGAGCACCCAGCCCAUCCUCUGUGCCAGUAUUCCGGGCCUGGUGCCCAAGCAGCUGCGCUUCUGCAGGAACUACGUCGAGAUCAUGCCCAGUGUGGCUGAGGGCGUCAAGGCCGGCAUUCAGGAGUGCCAACAUCAGUUCCGUGGCCGGCGCUGGAACUGUACCACUGUCAGCAACAGCCUUGCCAUCUUUGGCCCCGUGCUGGACAAAGCCACCCGGGAGUCAGCCUUCGUCCACGCUAUCGCCUCUGCGGGAGUGGCCUUCGCAGUGACACGCUCCUGUGCUGAGGGUUCUGCUGCCAUCUGUGGGUGCAGUAGCCGCCUCCAGGGCUCCCCAGGCGAGGGCUGGAAGUGGGGCGGCUGUAGCGAGGACAUUGAAUUUGGAGGAAUGGUGUCUCGAGAGUUUGCAGAUGCCCGAGAGAACCGACCAGAUGCCCGCUCUGCUAUGAACCGCCAUAACAAUGAGGCUGGGCGUCAGGCCAUCGCCAGCCACAUGCACCUCAAGUGCAAAUGCCAUGGGCUGUCAGGCAGCUGCGAGGUGAAAACCUGCUGGUGGUCUCAGCCUGAUUUCCGGACCAUCGGCGACUUCCUCAAGGACAAGUACGACAGCGCCUCCGAGAUGGUGGUGGAGAAACACCGCGAGUCUCGUGGCUGGGUGGAGACCCUGCGGCCGCGCUACACGUACUUCAAGGUGCCCACAGAGCGCGACCUGGUCUAUUACGAGGCGUCGCCCAACUUCUGCGAGCCCAACCCCGAGACCGGCUCCUUUGGGACACGCGACCGCACCUGCAACGUGAGCUCGCACGGCAUCGACGGCUGCGACCUGCUGUGCUGCGGCCGUGGCCACAACGCGCGCACCGAGCGGCGCAGGGAGAAGUGCCAGUGCGUCUUCCACUGGUGCUGCUAUGUCAGCUGUCAAGAGUGCACGCGCGUUUACGACGUGCACACCUGCAAGUAACUGGCUGAGGCCCGCGACGCACGGGGCAGCGACCAGGUGGGGUUCUUAACUGACGGAGCAGGA